This is a messenger RNA of Notothenia coriiceps (black rockcod), 447 nucleotides long. RefSeq names its product CASTOR family member 3 (gene castor3). Gene Ontology annotation, molecular function: arginine binding. The record is from RefSeq and is a predicted model, not a curated record. The transcript has 2 exons. The annotation marks the transcript as partial. Gene Ontology annotation, biological process: negative regulation of TORC1 signaling. Lineage: Eukaryota; Metazoa; Chordata; Actinopteri; Perciformes; Nototheniidae.
GCAAUGUUUCUCUCCUCCACCCCACUCAGAGCUCCAGCCCUCAGAGCAUCUGAUGGUGGAGGGCUCCAUCUGGCUGCCGCUCAAUGUGGCCUCCAACGGCAACGCCUCCAGCAGCUCGCAGGCUGUCGGCGUGACCAAGAUCGCCAAGUCGGUCAUCGCCCCUCUGGCCCAGCAGCACGUCUCUGUCUUCAUGCUAUCCACCUAUCAGACCGACUUCAUCCUGGUGAAAGAGAAAGACCUGUCUGUAGUCAUCAGCACUCUGGAGGAGGAGUUCAAUAUCUACAAGGAGGUGGGAGGAGAGUCGGUCCCCAUGCACUGUCAGGAUGUCCCCAACGGCCUCCAGAAGAACGGCAAAGAAGGUAGAGGUCACUUUGUUCGAUAUGAGCUCACUUACCUCUCAGGUAUUGAUCAAGCUCGUCUCAGUGGAGAAAGUUAAAGGGGCCCUAU